Nicotiana tabacum (common tobacco) is the source of this 417-nucleotide messenger RNA. Its product is annotated as putative mitochondrial protein AtMg00820. The record is from RefSeq and is a predicted model, not a curated record. NCBI's taxonomy places the organism in Eukaryota, Viridiplantae, Streptophyta, Magnoliopsida, Solanales, Solanaceae.
AUGUAUCACUACCAGAAGCUCAACUCUCACAUGGCCUUAAUAUCACAACUUGAACCAAAAAAGGUUGAUAAAGCCCUUAAAGGCGUCUACUGGGUCAAAGCUAUGAAGUAUGAACUCGAUCAAUUUGAAAGAAAUAAAGUGUGGGAUUUUGUUCCAAAACAAUCAAACACUUCCACUAUAGGAACUAAAUGGGUCUUCAGAAAUAAACUAAAUGAGUCUAGUCAGGUGGUUUGUAACAAGGCAAGGCUAGUUGCUCAAGGUUACUCUCAGCAAGAAGGAAUGGACUACGAUGAAAAUUUUGCACCUGUAGAAAGAUUAGAAUCCAUUCGAAUACCACUUGUCUUUGCUGCUCAUAAAGAAUUCAAGCUAUUUCAAAUGGAUGUAAAAAGUGUGUUCUUAAAUGGAUAUAUCUCUUAA